Messenger RNA from Phalacrocorax carbo (great cormorant), 6148 nucleotides. The record is from RefSeq and is a predicted model, not a curated record. Lineage: Eukaryota; Metazoa; Chordata; Aves; Suliformes; Phalacrocoracidae.
AGCACACCGGGAGUGGCGGGACAGAGGGUUCACCAGCAGCCGGGGCGGGUUUUAUGAAUGAAGAGCUGCCCCUGCUGCCAUCCCCACGCCCCCUCCCCCGGCUCCUCCCUGCUGCCUUCAGCCUCCAGCCUCCAGGUGCUUUGGGUUUGCUGGGGGCAAUGAGCUGGAGGCUGCUGGGCUGGCGGCAGGGUGGGCUCGUCACCGCUGAGAUCCUACAGGCUCCUUGGCUGUUGACAGUGGAGGUGGCAUCCUAGUACUGGACCAUGGUACUGUGAGGGUGACAUCCCCCUCCCCAGCUGCAGAACACCAGGAUGCACACUGCCCCUGGCCACAGGCUGCUCCUCACCGUGAUCCUCCUCUGCCUCCUCCUGCAUCAGCCAGGCAGCAGCAAGGCAUGUAAGCAGCAUGUCCCACGCCUUCGCCUUGCCUACAAAGAUCUGCUGAAAUCCAACAGCUCUCACCUGUUGCUGGCCUCAGGGAACAGGUUGGAUUUCCAAGCCCUCUUGGUAGAUGAAGACAGGGCCUGGCUGAUGGUGGGAGCCAAAAACCACAUCUUCCUCCUCCACCUGGACCAUCCCAGCAGAGAGCCUGAGAAGAUUUUCUGGCCAGCCUCCAAGGAGCAGGUUGAGCAUUGCCAGCUAGCAGGGAAGAAUGUGGAGACGGAGUGUGCCAACUUCAUCCGCCUUCUCCAGCCCUUCAACAGGAGCCACGUGUUUGCCUGUGGGACUGGCUCCUACCAGCCUGUCUGUGCCUUCAUCCAGCUGGGAGCCAGGGGGAAGGGUCCCAGGGCUCCCUCCAUGCAGUUGGUGACCCACUCCUUGGAGUCAGGGAGAGGACGGUGCCCAUACAGCCCCCAUGAACCCUUCACAGGACUCCUCAUUGAUAGGGAGCUGUAUUCGGGCACCUCCAGUGACUUCAUGGGCAGCAGUGCUGCCUUCUUCCGGACCUGGGUCCAUGGAGCCGAGCAGAGCUACAUCCGGACAGAGCAGAACCAGGACCACUGGCUACAUGAGCCUGCAUUUGUCAGUGCCUAUGCCAUCCCUGAUACCUACAAUCCUCAUGAUGACAAGGUCUACAUCUUCUUCCGUGAGACAGCCAUGGAAGCUGGGCAGUGGGAGAGGCGGCACAUCCAUGCCAGGGUAGCCCGGGUCUGCAAGCAGAACGAUGCUGGAGGGAAACGCAGCCUCAUCAACCGCUGGAGCACAUUCCUCAAGGCCCGCCUGGUGUGCUCCAUCCCCGGGCCCCAGGGUACUGAGACCCACUUUGACCAGCUCGAGGAUGUUUUCCUCCUGCGCACCCGGGACCCCCAGAACCCCCUCGUCUUUGGCCUUUUCACAGUCUCCAGUGGUGUCUUCAGCGGCUCUGCUGUCUGCGUCUACUCCAUGGCUGCUGUGAGAACUGCCUUCAGUGGCCCCUUUGCACACAAGGAGGGAUUCGACUACCGUUGGGUAGAAUACAAGGGCCGUGUCCCCUAUCCCCGUCCUGGCACGUGCCCCAGUGAGACAUAUGACCCCCUGCUGCGGUCCACCAAGGACUUUCCCGACGAGGUGAUCAGCUUCAUGCGCACUCACCAGCUGAUGUGGGAGCCUGUGUACCCGCAGGGCCGCCAGCCUGUCCUGGUGAGGGUCAACGUACCUUACCAGCUGCGGCGGCUGCUGGUGCACAGGCUGGAGAUGGAGAGCCAGCACUAUGAUGUGCUCUUCCUUGGCACAGAUGAAGGUAAAGUCCUGAAGGUGGGGCUGGCUGGUGGAGUGAGCCGUGGCACUGAGGUGAUCAGCCUGGAGGAGCUCAGUGUCACUAAGGUGCCUUCUCCCAUCUUGGACAUGAAGUUAUCACCAAAGCAGCAGGAGCUGUUUGUGAGCAGCACACAUGGGCUGCUCCAGCUCUCCCUGUACCGCUGCGAGCUCUAUGGCAAAACCUGCGCUGACUGCUGCCUGGCCAGGGACCCGUACUGCACCUGGGACAGCAAGACCUGCGCCCCACAUCUGCUUACCAAGAAGAGGCAUGCCCACUGCCAGGACAUGCUGAAGUCUGAUCCACUCAGCCAGUGCCCGGACACCACAGAGGGGACCACUGCCAUGGUGAAGAUUGUUUAUGGGGUGGAGAAGAACUCAACCUUUCUUGAGUGUCUGCCGCACUCCCCACAGACAACUGUCCGGUGGCUGGUGCGGCAUGGUGAGGAGACAGGCCUGAGUGAGGUCAGGAACAAUGGCCACUUCUUGGUGCUGGAGCAAGGGCUGCUGAUCCGUCAGCUGACGAGGGAGGAUGUGGGCACCUAUGAGUGCCAGGCAGUGGAGCACUCUUUCUCAUGGCCCCUCACCCAAUACAGCCUCCAUGUCAUCAGGCAUGAGGCCAUGGAGGUGCCUCCUUACAAACAGAGCAAGGGGGCUGAGCUGGGACGGACCCACCAGAGCCUCCAGCCCCAGAUUGACCUGCACCCAGGCUACAAGGGCUUCCCGUGGGCCCUGGGGGCACCGGGCACCAGCCUGGAUGUCUACUGCAAUGCCCUGCGGCACCAGGAAAGGCAGCGGCAGAAAGCCUGGCACCAAAAGUGGCAGCAUCCAUCCCCAAACAGCAAGAACGGUCGGGUGCGGAGGCACCCCCAGCCCCUGUGAGGGAGCUGGGGCCCUCUGCAGCUCCCUUCCUGGUCUCUCCAGGGCCCUCCUUGCAUGCAGGCAUCAGCUCCAAGACACCUCUCAGCAGCUUCCUGUGCAGAAAUGCCUCGCUGUUACUACCUCAAACCCUGCCAGUCCCUGCUGCCUCUCCUUGCACCCCACAGGGCACACCAGACUGAGGGCGUGCAGCCCGCACCGGUUCUCCAAGACUCAAAGCUAUUUACACACCCUGCAGAAUAUUUAUUCUCCUUGUUUUCCCCUGGCCCUUAAUGAUGAUCAUUAUCAGCAGCAAUAAUGAGCACUGAGAACAGAGAAGGGAAAUGGCCAGUGCUCACAAAUGGUUCCCUAACACCUGGUGGCAUCCAGCCCACCAUGGACACCCAGCACCCAGCCACCCUCCCCUCUGGAGGCAGCAGACUCCUCACUGCAGCCCUGGCAGUGUGGUGGGGUGUUCCCCUGGGCAGCUGCGGAGAUGCCAGCAGAGCCCAAAUGCUGCUGGAGGCAGUGGGGCAUGGCUGCUUGCUGACCUUGGGCUCGGCAACGGGGCACCUCAGCGUUGCAGAGAUGCCCAUGCCCAGCCCAGCUCUGAUCCACUUCAAAUCACACAGCUUUUUAAAAUUUUGACAUUUAUUUUACUAAAAAAAAAAAAGGAGAGAGAAACGACAGGCAGUUAUACCAACUUACAAUUUAUUUUUUUUUUUAAAAAUGACAUGAAACACAAGUAAAAAUAAAUACAUCAUAUAAACAACAAAUUGUUCAAAGUCUCUGCUCUGGGAGAUCAGGCGAGCACACCCCGUUCAACAGAGAGGAGGGAAGCACAUGAUCAUGCGUUGGGCCAACCGAUGGACCCACCCUGCUAGCGAUACUCUCCUUUCCAACCACAAAAAGACAGGCCACAAACUAAGGUCGUAGUAAAAAAGAAAAGAAAAAAAAACCCAACCCGAACCCCAAAACAACAUAAAAUCCAAAAUGAGACUCAGCAAUGGAUCCCUUCAGGCUCUUGUGGAUCUGCCAGAGCCUCCAGCUCUGUGCCCUGUGCCACCAAGGUGGGAACCACAAAGCAGCAGUGCAGCCACAGGUGGCAGUGGUGGGCCAGGAGGUGGCAGAGGUUGCUCUUGCACUGUCAUCCCUCUGAAGGGAGUGGUUGCUCUACUAGAGUUGCAGGGAGCCAUCAUCCCCGCUGUAACCUAGCUAGACUAUGCUCCCCUUUUAAUCUCUGCCCCCUGCCCUGCCCUCCACCCCGGUCCUUCCAAGACUAAAUUCAUCCCAGAGUGGUGAGAAACACCAGCUGUGAAGGUAGUUGCUGUACUUGUCCCAUUUGGCCUGGAAGCCAUCCACAAACCAACAGCAAUUCUCUUGCAUUCCACCAUUUGCUGCUAUCAUUAAGCCAAAAUAUACAUAAUUUCUAGGGAAGCCCCAUGGAAAUCCCAUCCUUUGCUUGCCAGAAUAUUUGCUUUCUGUGAGUACCUGCAUCCACCCCACCAACCUCCCAGGCAUUUGGAGGGGUGCAUGGGGAAACGUGUAGUGGAUCCUCCACAGGCCAGGCUGGGCUGUGUUGCCCCCACCCUGCAGCCUCCCACGAUGCCCCAAAAGCCGCACUAGCAGGCAGGCAACAAGACCCCUGAGACCAGGGCACACAGUAGCCACAGCCCUCCCUGUGCCAUCAUGUCCUACAGCAGUACGCAGCCUUUGCCAAACUGUCCCCAGGACUGGAAACCUCCCACCUAAGAGAAGGGCUGAGGGCUGGGUGCCAACAUGGAAGGCAGCUGACCCACCCAAGGGCCCUGCGGCUCUGCCCCAGCCUCUGGGUUGUGCUCAGAAAUCUACCUUAGUGUCCAAAAAACUCAGCAGAGUGUCCUGCACUGCUGUUCUCAGUGUCACCCGCAGCCCUGGCGCCAACUGGCAGCUACUUCUAUCCAGUCAUUUAGAAACAGAAAUUCAGCAGCAAAGAAAAAUUUAACCCAUGCAGGGAAAGCCCCUGUUCCAGGCUCAGGAAAACUAAGAGGGGACCUUCUGCAGCAGAGCAAGAAAAAACUAACCCCUGCAAGGAAAGCCACUGUUACAGGCUCAGGAAAACCAAGACCGGGCCCUCUGCAGCAGAAGCACCUGCUGAAGAGGUGAAAAGCCUGGGGAGGGAAGAUGAGGGGAAGAGGGAGUCCCACAGGAGAGGAGUUUUAGGGCACAGGGAGGUCCCCCACUCAGAAAGUAGGGUUACCCUGGAUUACCCACAUGCUUUUGCAGCUGGGGUGGGGAAAGUCCCACUGCAGGACAGUGGGUGCCUCCGGCCACACCUUAGAGCAGCCCCAGUUGCUGCCCAUCCCCAGGAGAGCCCCAUGGUCAGGGCGUCACAGUUAUCUCUGCGACCACCUCUCAGCUGAGGCUCAGACAGGGCCCAGGGGACACGGCCCCUCAUUAAGGGGGUGCUCAGGGCUGGUACAUGGAGCAGAGAGCUGCCGCACUGCCCUGCCGUGCUCAGGGAGGGUGGCUGGGGAUCCACUUGUGCACUUGCUGAGCAGGAACACCAUGCUGCAGCUGCCCAGACCCAUGGAUGUUUGCCAGCGAGAAGCAGCUCCUUGCAGCAGGUCGCAUCCAGGGGCAGCCACCCCACGGAGGGGCAGUGAGUGGUCUCCAAGCCACCACAGCCAUGCAGGAGCUGGGAGAGCCCUCACACCUCACACUGGUCCCAGGAAGUUAUGGCCAACCUGUGGCACAAAGCACAUGCCCUGCGGAAGCUGAGCACCUGCUGACUCCAGUUGCUAUGGCCACAUGGCUUGGGCUAUGCUGGGGAACCCAAGGAGGACAGUGGACAGCAGCAUAGGAAUGUGCCGGGGCCUGCUCAGGAAGCCCCAGGUGCUCUCCUGGAGAUGCAAGGAGCAGAAAAAAAUGGCGUGCAGUGACAGGGUCCACAUCCAGAGCUACAGUGCAGACUGCCCCCAGCCAAAUCUUCAUGCCUCAUUCCAGCACAGAGCCACAGAAAAAUCCCGUUCCAAGAGGACUCGGGAGAGUCCCUUGGAUGAACCCCACUACCCUGACCACCACCAGUGAGGACUGGGGCUGCAGCAGGACUCUGGUCAAGGUCUGUUCACACUCCCACCUCCCCCAUGUGUGCACAGGUCUCAAUGUUUGCUACUCUCAAAAAGCAAAGCCCUUGACUAGGUCCAUUCCCCAAAUCCACAGGAAAACUGACAGCCUCACAGGGAUGCAACGGACAUCUGGGCAAGCUUGUCAUACAAUCAGUGUCACAGGGUUGUGCAUGAGGUGGACACACAGAGCACAGGAGGGCAUGACUCACAGACGCAGCACUGUCAAGUCUUUGGAGAAACUUGCAUGAACACCAUCAGUUAAUUUGCUUUGUUACUUUUGUGGGGGGGUUUGAUUUUUAUUUCCAUGGUGCAUCCAAAGACAAGUUGUCCAGCAGUUUGCUCAGAACCCCUCGGUUUUCAACUCCUAGGAUAUGUUAAAGAAGAAAGCACUAUUUUAAUGUUUGGUUUUGUUAAAAAAAUAAUUAAAAUAACUUGCAUAGCUAAACUGUU